Messenger RNA from Aplysia californica (California sea hare), 5892 nucleotides. Its product is annotated as myotubularin-related protein 14. Gene Ontology annotation, biological process: dephosphorylation. Lineage: Eukaryota; Metazoa; Mollusca; Gastropoda; Aplysiida; Aplysiidae. Bases 133 to 2133 code for a protein of 666 amino acids. The transcript is spliced from 19 exons. Gene Ontology annotation, molecular function: phosphatidylinositol-3-phosphate phosphatase activity. The record is from RefSeq and is a predicted model, not a curated record.
GAUAAAGCAACAAAACAGUAGAUGUUUACAUGAGAAGAAGAAUAUUGAAUUGUCACAAAAUAAAAUAUGUGAAGCUGCUUGUAAUUUGUUUUUUAAAUAUAUUUCUGUUCUCAAAUUUAAUAGAACAACGGCAUGGAGUCGGAAAGAACUGCAGAAGUUGUUCAAGAGGAUGAUAUCGGCAAACUCUUGGGUCACUUUGCGAAAAAUAGUCACCGCGUCAAAACGGCUGACAUCAAGGGUGAAACUAUAAUGGAGCGAUGCACACUUCUCUUUGGCAAGGAUUACAAGUUUACGAUUGUGCCAAAUUUUAACGGAGAAUUAUGUGGUCAUUACCCAAUGAAAUUGAUCAUCACAGAGUUUGAGAGAGAUGCAGUCUCAAGCACAGAGCAUGUGGAAAGUAGGCAUAAUCAACAGCUGUUGACUCAGAGAAUAAAGAAUGCCCGCUGCGCUCGCUGCAGGUCCAGAUUUGUCAUUCCAGUUAUUUUCUACCAAGGAAAGCACAUUUGUAGAUCAGCAACAUUGUCAGGAGCAGCUGAAAUGUUUGGACGGUCAACUACAGAUUAUUUACUAUCAAGUCAAAGUGGUUCUGACGCUGGGCGAUUAGAUAUGUUUGACAAGUUCCGUGGCCAUGACAUUCAGCUGUUGAAGUAUUUUGAUGUGGGUUACAUCUGCGACCUCAUGGUGGAGAAGAAGAAGACCAAGUUCGGCAUGCCAAUUACUUCAUCGGAGAAAGUGGAUAAGGAGAAUCGGUACUCUGACUUUUCCAUACUUUGUAUGCCAUACCCAGGUUGUGAAUUUUUCCGGGACUGGAAAAACAACUCCUACUUAGGAGAGGCAACAGUGUAUGACUGGGGUCAGGCGCUGAAUGACUCAAAGUUGGACCUUCCAAAUUCAGCUCUUGUGGAAAACCUCAACAUAGAAUGGUUCAAGUACACUGAGUGGAGUCUGACAGAGCUGACACAGAACUAUCUCAAGCUCUUAUUUCAGUACAUCAAGAAAGGUGACUCGGGCCUCCUGGUUCACUGUAUCUCUGGCUGGGACCGCACGCCGCUGUUCAUCUCUCUGCUGCGUCUGUCAAUGUGGGCCGACGGGGUGGUCCAUCAGUCGCUCUCUCCCACGGAGAUACUGUAUCUGACACUGGGCUACGACUGGUAUCUCUUUGGCCAUGACCUUCCUGAUCGGUUGAGCACGGACGAAGAGGUGAUGUACUUUUGUUUCAAGUUCCUCAAAGACCUAGCUUCUGACGAGUACUCUGUGCUGCCAAGGACGCAUGUCAACGGCAAUUCUUCUCCAACCCCUCAAGAAGGUGUGAACGGCCCGCGGCCGCUAUCGACCAAUCAAACAGCACCGCAGCAUACCAGACAGGGUUCAGACACCAGCUUGGGCAUACAUGGUGUUUUGCUAGCGGAUGAACUGAUGACGUUCCCGGCCAAGGGUAGCACCAGUAGCCUCAACAGCAUCAGCAGCAUGGAGGCCGGCAUCAACUUCACACUGGGAGUGCAUGAGGAGGAGGAGGAGGGUGAGGGAGAGACGAUUGACGCGGGCGCAGAGGGUGACUUGCCUCCGCUGAACGUUAACCUGUCACACAGACGGUCACUGUCCCCGGCCAGCCGUAUGUCCCCCACCAUGAGGCACAGUUCUCCGGUCAGCGCUGCGGGGCGACGGAGAAGGUCGUCAGACGGUCAGCCACUGUCCGUCCACUCGAACCACUUUGUGGGCAGCCCCCUGGCCCGGCCGUCGAGCCCGAUGCAGGUGCCUCAGAGAGAUGCCAGCGAGGGUGUUCAGUCCUCGUAUCCCAACAGUGUGGGCAGCUGGCAAAUCAUCCCCAGUGCUGACAACCUAAGAAGUCUGGCGACCAAUUCUUCCAAUUCCCAGAGCAGCGCCGGCCGCUCGUCACAUGUCAGCUCCUGCCACGAUGCGUUAGAGAUCAACAUGUCUUCCACUCGCUGGCAGCGUCUGGACGCCGUCAGCAGAAUAUUCCACACGGCGUACGCGUCAUCGGUGCAGUCGAAGAACGUGCGACAAUCGUCGGGCUCUGGGCUCACUUCCUUUUUUGACCGGUUUGCUGAACAAGUGGGUUUGAAAGGUGCCAAAUCCCAUGGAGCAAGUGGGGUGUCCAGGAGUGGAGUUUAGAAACCUGUUUUGAUUUGCAGUGUUUCCUUCUUUUUUUUUGGGGGGGUCAUAUUUUGAGUUGUGUCAAGCUGGGAGUUGGUCUUCUGACACCAAAUUGACUGACAUUUCAUUGAAUAACACCAAAUUGACCGACAGGUUUAACUGACACUAUAUUCCUGACAGCAAAUUGGAUAAUACCAUAUUGACUGAUUGGAAAUGUGUCUCGACGUGGUGGGAUCUGGCGCUCGUCUAUUUUUGGGCAUAUGGAGUUAUUAGUAUGAUCUUAAAGCAUGUUCGUUUGCCUAUUUUUUAAUUUUAAAAAUACCCAUCUAUCGUGAAUAGAAAUCGAGAUAUUUGUGAUGAAGGAGGUGGGGGUCACUUGGUGUUUUAGGUAAUAUUAGCAAGAAAGUUGCCAGCAAAGUAGUUUGAUGUCUUUCAAAGCUAUAGUGUUCUUGGAAACUGCCAAUUUAUAUUUUUGUCCUUUUGAUCAACGUUUUUCAGUAAAAUCAAGACAGUAUUUUUUUUUUAUUUGACAUAAAAUGUGUCCAGCCCAUAACAAACAAAAAAAUGAUAAAAAUUGCCCAAAAGGGGGUAAAAUGUCAUUUUCUUCUAUUUCAGUAUAUACCGACUGACACCAACUUGACAUUCACUAUACCGACUGAACCGACUGAUACCAACUUGACAUUCACUAUACCGACUGAACCGACUGACACCAACUUGACAUUCACUAUACCGACUGAACCGACUGGCACUAACUUGACAUUCACUAUACCGACUGACACCAAAUGGACUGACUGCCUGGACGUAGUAACAAAGACCCGUUUGUUCAGAACUUACAUUGUUGGUGGUGCUAUAGUCUUUGAGUAUUUCACUCUGUUCGUUGAUCAAUUGAUGCCGUCUCCUAAAUGAUGUCAAGAGGGGUGUAAAACAUAUAUAUAUAUAUAUUAUACAGUCUUUCCAUUCAAUAGAUGACGUGUAAUGUGUGAAGAAACAGUUUCUGGCAAGCUACUGUGAAAGUGGCCUGUUUGAAUUCUGGUUAUUUGUGUAAGUGCGUGACUGCGGUCUUGCUGGUGUGAAAAAAACAGAGAUCAUAUCUUUCUUUGCUGCCCUUUUUCCCCCUUUCUUUUUCCUAGCUUUUUUUCUCUUCAUUCCAUUUUUACUUCUUUUUUCUUUAAAUCUUUUCAUCCCUUCCCUUGUGUGAAAUGUUCCUUUUUUUUGGGGGGGGGGGGAUAUUUAUUUGCUGUUCUGACCGGUUCAAAAUGAUGAACCUUUUCAUUUUGGUCUGUCAGUAUCUGUGUACAUUGUUGUAUGUAUUCAAAUAUAUCGCAGAAAUAUUCCAUAUUUUUAUUUCAUUUCUUAAAUUCUAUAGUAUUAUUGCCAUACAAACUUGCCUAUAUUUUGUUGUCACUUUCAUGAGGUGUCAAGUCACCAUUCAUCUCCUGUCACUGAUACUGAUAUGUUGAACAUGGAUUCUACAGAUAAAUUUUGGUAAAUUAGGUUAGCACAAAAGUGUCAUUUUCUUUAGGUGUACUCUUUCAAGUCCUCUAAAAGGAGAAUGCUGAGAGUCUGUUUACUAAGCUCCAAAGGACUCGGUUUUGCUGGGUUUGCCAUGUUGUAAGAGUGCGCCUGAUUUCAAAAUCUUAACGGCAAAGUUCUAUUUUAAACUGCCCUUGGGGAAGCAUAAAGUUGGCGCACCAAAAACACACUUCGCUACAAAUACAUCGUGAAAAUUUCUCUGACAGACUUCAGCCCUAAUCCUUUGACAUGGGAGAGCCAAGCUUCUUAUAAAGUAAGUUAGAGGGCAGCAAUUACAAAGUGCAAUCAAUCAUAUGAGGCUUCACAAAUAGGAAAUGCCUAGGCCAAGAGAGAAGCAAGCUGCACACAUCGGCAAAUGAAAAGGAAACUUUGAAAUAUUUAAAAUGUGGCAGACUCCUCUCUGCCAGAACUAGUCUCAUGGGCCAUAGCAGAAGCUGCAAGUCAUCAUGAUCCUUAUUUCUUCUGUUUUGCUUAACACUUUGCCAUCACAUCUCGCCGAUCGACAAGAACGCUGAACUUCCGCUCCCGUCGCAAAACGCAGAUCAGCGAUGUUUACCCCCCAGUUUCUUUGGAUUUCACCCACAAUGCUUGUGAUGGCAAGGGUUUUUACUAUAUGAGCCUUGUGAUGGCAAAGUAUUCUUCUCUGCUGAUGCUUUUAGUCUUCGUCAAACAUUGACAGAUGGACUAUUAUUAUUCACAAAAUGUUACUCUUUGAAGUGUUCACAGUGGUUUUGUGCAAUGAGGCAAAAUCUAGUUGGUGACGAUUUUUUUAGUUGUAACCCGACACUAGGAUUGAUUUGCUUUGAUGGACCCACAGGGCUAUUGUUCUUUUUGAUAUUUGCUGGAGCAGAGAGAUAAUGAUUCAUAUUCCAAAAUGAUUUGUCUAAAGCUUUCAACAGUGACUUGAAAAGUUAACUCAGUUAAAUUGCAACUAUUUUGUGAUUCUUUAUUUGUUGGAACCUAAUGACAACAGUUCUCCAAGGCAAGGUUGAGGGCAGAUGGAAAUGAGGUAUGCUUCCUACUUCUUUCAUCACCAAUAUCACCGAGGUCAGAGGUCGGAGGCUUUGGAGGGAUACAGGAGGUCAUAGCACACAGAAGAGAUAGUGAACUGUGGUUGAGUUUACAGGAGGUCAUAGCACACAGUAGAGAUAGUGAACUGUGGUUGAGUUUUGUGGAGCUCUGUCAUCAACAGAGGCGAUGGGCACAGUCGUGGCAUCAGUGGUCUGGUAGUGGUUAGGCUCUCAGACUCUCGACUGCAAGGUCAUGCGUUCAAUUCCUGUCUUGGGCCGAAUGGAUUAUGUCCUUGGAAAAGGAACUUUACACAAAUUUUCCUCACUUCACUAGGUGAAAAUGGGUACCCCCAUAUAGACGGCAAAAGAUCUUAUCAGUUUGUUAAUCAUUGAGCUCUUAAUCGGCUGCCUGCACUGUAUAUUUGCCAAGAAAUCGAGAAUGUUUCUGUGUGUUCUAGGGUCUGGUGGGGAAAUGAUAACAGUAAAACGCAUAGAGCAUAUUGCAUAAAGUGGAUAUACACUAUAUAAAUGCAUUUAUUUUAUAUCACUUUUUGAUGACAGGUGAGAUAUUAGUUGUGCCUGCUUUCGAUGCACCCUGACUGCUACCCCGACCGAUGUUUUUUUCCUCCUCUCUGACAUAGCUUCUCAAGCUUCUAUUCUGCUCUUGGUUUUGCUGUUGACACAGCUAGUGAAAAUUUCUCUCCUCAUUUUAGCGACUUUUUUCCAUGUGUUUGUUAAGAUGCUGCUGACUUGAUGCUAACAGUUUGCCUCUUUGUGAGAAUCGCGGGCUGUAUGUUUUGAGUCAACUAAAUAUAUUCCCAUUUUUUUUCUUAUGAUUCAAACAUUUCUGUUUUGUAUGUUGUUGGUUUUUUUUACCAGUAUUGGAUGGCACCAAUGACUUGAAGUGUCAGGUUGCAUUUUUUUCUUUUUGCUACCAUGAUAUUGUUGUUUUUGUUUUCUUUCAAAGGGAAAAAAAAGAUGAGUUCAGCAGUAAAACGUACUGUAAUAGGUGUUUGAGAAAUUCAGAUAAUUCAUUGUUUUUGAAUUUGUCCCCUAGAGUCUCCUUUUUUCAGUCUUGCUUUCAGUAUGUUUGUGGCGUGUGCUAACUAGGAAGUUUGUUUUUUAAAUUUUAUCAAUUUUGAACUUACCAAUGUUUAAAAAAUCAGUUUGUAUAUAUAUAUAUCGAUGUAGUGGGUUAUGUAAAUAAGAAAUAAAUAUUGUUACGUAGUAUAUA